AUGGAAUGCAAAGUAAAAGAUUUGAUAGAAAAAUUAGAAGAAACACCCAAAGACUUUGAAAGACACGUAAAUAAUAUAAAAACACAAUACAAAAAUCAUAGAGAGUGUAUAGAUGAAGACGAAAUAGCACUUCAUAUAGAUUUCAGUGGAAACAACAGUUGUAAGCAGCACGAAGAAAUACAACUGCUUCAUUUUGGUGGGUAG
Messenger RNA from Acanthoscelides obtectus, 204 nucleotides. The record is from the annotation of a GenBank genome assembly. NCBI's taxonomy places the organism in Eukaryota, Metazoa, Arthropoda, Insecta, Coleoptera, Chrysomelidae.